Molecule: messenger RNA, 3068 nt
Organism: Chara braunii
Lineage: Eukaryota; Viridiplantae; Streptophyta; Charophyceae; Charales; Characeae
Source: the annotation of a GenBank genome assembly
CGACAAGGGUUGUGAGAGGGAGGUCGUCCACGCAAUAGAGAUUAUCCCAGGAUCUAGUAUUCUGAAGGGUAGGAUCUAUCGGAUGUCUCCAAGCGAGCUUGAUGAGCUUCGCCACCAACUCAAGGAACUCGUAGAGAAGGGUUAGAUCCGACCGAGUGUCUCUCCUUAUGGAUCUCUUGUAGUAUUGGUACCUAAGAACUUAAGAAGGAGGGCACACUUAGGAUGUGCAUUGACUAUAGGGACCUGAAUGCCAUCACUGUAAAGAAUAGAGAGCCCCUACCGCGCAUCGAUGAUCUGUUAGAUAGAGUGCAAGGGUGUCGGUACUUCAGUAAGAUCGAUCUGACGUCGGGGUACCAUCAGAUUGCAAUCCGGCCCGAGGAUCAACACAAAACCGCCUUUCAUACCAGGUACGGUCUGUACGAGUUUGUGGUGAUGCCUUUCGGCCUUUGCAAUGCUCCUGGCACCUUUCAGCACGCUAUGAAUCGGAUAUUCCAUGACUACUUGGAUAAGUUUGUCAUCGUGUACCUCGAUGACAUACUUAUUUUUAGUAAGACUGUCGAGGAGCAUGUUGCCCAUUUGGACAAAGUCCUCAGCCUCCUGCGACAACACAAGUUCAAGAUCAACGUUGAGAAGUGCGAGUUUGGCCGCACCCGUGUCUUGUACUUGGGUCAUGAGAUCUCCGCGGAAGGGUUGAAGCCCGAUGACGCGAAGGUGGCCAACAUUCGUGAUUGGCCACCUCCUCAGUCUGUGACUGAGAUGAGAUCUUUCUUGGGAAUGACAAGCUAUUAUAGGACUUUCGUUAAGAACUAUAGCAUAGUGGCCGCUCCUUUGACUGAUCUGACCCGCCUUGACACCCCAUGGGAGUGGACGGAUGAGUGUGAGGCUGCUUUCAGACAUUUGAAGCAUGCGUUGACUUACUACGAGGUCUUGAAACUUCCUGAUCCUGACAAGCCGUUUAUAGUCACCACGGAUGCCAGCCAAUAUGGCAUUGGCGCCGUGCUCGCGCAACAGGAGGGGCCAAAGUUGAGGCCUGUAGAGUACAUGUCCAAGAAAAUGUCGUCUCAGAAGUUGGCUAAGUCCACCUAUGAGAAGGAGCUCUAUGCGGUUUACAAGGCUCUGACCCAUUGGAGACACAAUCUCCUUGGGAGAUUCUUCAUCCUCAGGACUGAUCAUCAGACCCUGAGAUGGAUGAGAACCCAGUCUGUACUUUCUGACGCCCUCAAGUGUUGGAUCGAAGUCAUUGAGCAGAAUGACUUUGACCCUCAGUAUCUGAAAGGGGAGUACAACAAGGUUGCAGAUGCCUUGUCGCGUAGACCUGAUUUCUCAGGUGCGCUGAUUACUGAGUUCGAUCUGACGAACCAUGUUACUCAGUCCUUGGUGGAAGCCUAUCGCGAGGACCAGUUCAUGUCUGAGAUCAUACGCAGACUUCAGGCAAAGGACAAGAAGACCUCUGCUGAGUUUGAGUUGGUCAAUGGCUUGUUGUUCCUUGAGAAGGCAGGGAAUAAACGGUUGUGUGUUCCCAAUAGUGAGUCUUUGCGUAGUUUGUUUUUAGGUGAGUGGCAUGAUGCCACCGGCCAUUUUGGGUAUAAGAAGACUGCAGCCAACUUGCUGCAGCGGUUCUGGUGGCCCACGAUGAUGCGAGAUGCCCAGCUGUACGUGGAGACUUGUCAAGUUUGUCAACGGGACAAGCCACGUACUCAGGCUCCUCUUGGGCUUCUGAAGCCCCUUCCGAUUCUAGAACGGCCUGGUUGGAGUCUGUCCAUGGAUUUCAUGGAUACUCUGAUCACCACCAAGAGUGGGAUGUGCCACAUCUUCGUCAUCGUGGAUAGAUUUAGUAAGUAUGCUAGGUUAGUAGCAAUGCCGGAAACAGCAAAGACGGAGUACAUGAUUAGAAUGUUUAAAGAGAACUGGGUCAGGGAUUUUGGCUUACCGAAAUCCAUAAUCAGUGACAGGGAUGUCCGAUUUACCAAUGAACUGUGGAAGGUCGCUGCUGCAGAACAGGGAACCCAGCUGCAAAUGACUUCUGGGAAUCACCCAGAGGCCAAAGGCCAGGCCGAGCAACGGAACCGCGCUGAUGCGGAACGCGCUAAGGAGAAAAUGAAUGGACGGAUGCUGUUUGGUAGGCCGCUGCUGGUCCGGUUUGUCGAUGAGAAGGUCGUAACGCACAAUGAUGCUCCAAUACGCGCAAUGGAAGCACAAGGUCUUGCCCAGGCUCUAGGUGCUGUUGUAGCCAGCAAAACAGCGAAGAUUGCAGCAAUUCAAAACAAGCUAAGGAUGAUGCAGAGGGAAGAAGAGGAAGGUGAGAGUCUUCAUCAGAUUCUGGAGCGAGGUCCAACUCUUCUGCCGCCGCAUUUGGCAGCGCAGACGGCGCUCGCGAUUGCUCGUGCAAAGCAGCAAGUUCGAAUGACGGUGCAGCCCGGGGCGGGUACGAAAUCCGGUCACAGUCACUUCAAGUAGUGAAGAUGCGCCUUGAGAGAGAAAGCCAUUCUCUCUCUGUCUACAACGCCUCCGUCACCCCACCAUUCAUUCCGUCCUAUACGUCCAGAGCGGACCUCUCCACAUGUGCAGCGUCCUCGUUGACUUGUCAUGUCAUACCGAGCAGAACGCUGGGUUCUGCUGGUUACCCUUCCCCUUGGUGUUUCGUCUUUUAUCGCGCGUUCUCUGCCAAUUGGAGUUAUUGGCUCCUCGUCUGAUCCUCAGUUCCGCCUCCUGGCCCCUCUGUCCUUAGUGCACACACAGGUAAGCAGCCUCCUGCUUUCGCUCCACAGAACUUGGGAGCCCUUUGUCCUUAGUGUGGUGCAGGUAAUUAGCGCCGUGCAUUCCAUCUUGCACAGGACUUUGGAGCCUCCUGUUUCCAUCCAUCUUGCUCGUUCGGACCUGCAGCACAACCAUCUGGUUGUGAGUCCGUUGCAAUUGCAAUUAGGUCUCUGACUCUCUGCUCGGUUCGUCUUGUUUGGUCCCGUGUCCCUAGUUUUGACGUUAGGUCCUGCUUGUCGCAGAUUCACUAUGAGAAAUGUUUCGUCAUUAGGUCCUGCUGCCUUCUGCACCGUUGAAGAUUCGCCACAAGA